Dermacentor silvarum is the source of this 1796-nucleotide messenger RNA. Its product is annotated as LHFPL tetraspan subfamily member 2a protein. Gene Ontology annotation, biological process: protein processing. Gene Ontology annotation, cellular component: plasma membrane. The coding region runs from base 516 to 1214 and encodes 232 amino acids. The record is from RefSeq and is a predicted model, not a curated record. Gene Ontology annotation, molecular function: metalloendopeptidase activity. The transcript has 5 exons. Lineage: Eukaryota; Metazoa; Arthropoda; Arachnida; Ixodida; Ixodidae.
UGCGUCGCUCCGGCCGUGGCCCGCUCGCGCGCGCUCUCCGCCGCUCAUGUCGGCGGCGUCGGUGACUCGCUUCUCAGGAAACUGCCCGGACGGUGUCGGCGACGAUCUGUCUUGUGCCGCGCGCUCGCGGCUGGCACGGGCGAAGGCCAUGGCCGUGUUGUGUCUGCGUCGGAUGCUCGGACAAGCGUCCUAGCGCGCCGUUGUCGUGUGUCGCGCUGCGCUGUCAAAGGCUGGAAAAGCGCGCGCGCGUGAGUGCUGCUUUGCGGUGUCGACUCGCGCGUGCACCGGUGGCUGUGCGUCGCGCGUCGUCCAGUCGUGCUUGGGCUGGUGGAGGUGCCGACGACAAAGGCCCUCCGGUGUGUGACAGUUCUGCGGACCUUGAGGCCUCCUCGACGCUGACACUUUCGUGUCGACCCUGCGUCGUCGUCUCCACUGUCCGAAGAGCGACAGACGAGCGAAAGGCCCGUGGCCAGAGCUGGCGGCGUGACGCCGUCGGGCGCUGACCGAGGGGCGCCAUGGGCAACCACGUGAUCGUGACGUCGCGCACCUUGCUGUGGACCUUGCUGACGGUGGCCACCGCGCUGUCCAUGCUGGCGGCCGUCAUUACGCCCACCUGGCUGGUGGGCGCCCCCAAGCGGCCGCUCAUCCGGGGACGGCUCUCCGGCGCCACCAUGCGGCCGCCGCAGCUCUACCGGCCCUCCAUCGGCCUGUACAAUAGGUGCGUGAAGCUGCACCAGAUCGACGAGCUGUUCACGGACAACUGCGCGCCAUUUGUGACGUCACUGUCGAUGCCGUCGGACGAGUUCCCGAGUCCGUGGAAGGCGUCGCUGGCGUUCUUCGCCAUCGGACUCGUGCUGAUGGCGAUGACUGUGCUGUCCGCCGUGCUCGGAUGCUGCGUCCAGAGCGUGCUCAAGAAGAGCAUCUUCACCGUUUCCGGCACUGUGCAGGCCGUCGCUGGAUUGAUGUUCCUGCUUGGGCUGCUGCUGUACCCAGCUGGCUGGGGCACUCGCAGAGUGCACACGGUGUGCGGCCCACACUCGGAACCCUUCAUGCUGGGAGGCUGCUCUUUAGGCUGGGCCUUCUACCUGGCCAUCGGGUCCACGCUGGUCACAUUCGUCUGUUCAGUGUUGUCUGUCCAAGCCGAGGUUUCCACGUCUAGCGACAAAGUGCAGGACGAAAUCCUCGAAGGAAAAAACCUCAUCUGCUUGCUGUAGCUGCUGCCAGUCCAUCCCAGUCGCACUUUUACGGCUUUUGCUAGAACGGACUGCACCGUCCCGUUUGUGGCCCACUAUCAUUUGCUGGUACCUACUCUGUUUGGAAGUGAAUGUUUCGGUUAUUUUUUUAGUGAAUGGCUGUGGAGCUCACAUUUGAAGUAGUUGCUCGUAAGCGUGAAAAGCUGCCAUCAUUUUUCCUGUGUUCUUCAGAGGAUUCAACCAGCAAUGCCGUAUUUUUGCGCACAUAACUCCCGCCCAUGCAUAUAACAUACAAGUAGUUACGACUCUCAGACUGCUUCUUUUAUCUUAAUUCGCAGACAUAAAUUAUGUAAAUACAGUCGAAUCUCGUUAAUUCGAACUGCCGGUUUAUUCGAACUGACGCUCUGGUCCCGUCAAAGUUAUGUGUAUUUCAAUGGGCGAAAACGCUCGGUAAUUCGAACGCGAAAGCAUCUGCGAGGGUUAAUUCGAACAUACCGCGGACCGACAAUGCUCUCAGCAGCGCGCCGAAUAACGCGGCGGCGUCCUGCUCCGACACCCCAUAGAGCAAAAGCUUAAGAGAGACCCCUUCAUGCAGCGGCGGAG